AUGGCAUAUUCUGGCCUGCAGCUCAAGGUGUUGGCAUUUGCAAGAGAAGCGCUCCGUGCCUGUGGCAAACGGGGCGAUCCGGUUUUACGGGAACGUUUUCGUGCCUACGUGAUGGGGGAAUUUAGAGCAAACUCCAGGCGAGUAUCAAAAUCAGACUUUGCAACAAUUGAAUACAUGCUACGGAUAGGGCGCAAGCGACUCGAUAACAUGCUUUCCGACCCUUCCGUUACUGCCGUGCAUUUUAAACAUCUCGGUGGAGGUUAG
This is a messenger RNA of Mitosporidium daphniae, 264 nucleotides long. RefSeq lists its product as uncharacterized. The record is from RefSeq and is a predicted model, not a curated record. Gene Ontology annotation, cellular component: mitochondrion. The coding region runs from base 1 to 264 and encodes 87 amino acids. Gene Ontology annotation, biological process: mitochondrial respiratory chain complex II assembly. The transcript has 2 exons. Lineage: Eukaryota; Fungi; Microsporidia.